This is a messenger RNA of Rhinocladiella mackenziei CBS 650.93, 1146 nucleotides long. RefSeq lists its product as uncharacterized. The record is from RefSeq and is a predicted model, not a curated record. Gene Ontology annotation, molecular function: ditrans,polycis-polyprenyl diphosphate synthase [(2E,6E)-farnesyl diphosphate specific] activity. Bases 1 to 1146 code for a protein of 381 amino acids. Gene Ontology annotation, cellular component: endoplasmic reticulum membrane; dehydrodolichyl diphosphate synthase complex. NCBI's taxonomy places the organism in Eukaryota, Fungi, Ascomycota, Eurotiomycetes, Chaetothyriales, Herpotrichiellaceae. The transcript has a single exon.
AUGCCGCCAUUCAGCAAAGCAGACACCGAUUUAUACCGCAAAGAUGUGGCAUCCGGCGGUCGACAUCUCUCCCCCACAGAGCGCGAGAAACUCCUUCAACCAUACCUCCCAGACCCGUACCCUGACGCCUCCCAAAUGAACUCCAGAUCGUCCACGACAGCAACGCGCCAGAAAUCGCGAAGGCGUAAACGAAGAGUCCGCCCCUUCCUCAAGUCCAAGCUUCACCUCCUCGUUUCCUUGCUCAUCCGGUUCGUUUUCGGCGUCUACAUCCGCCUACGUCAGAUCUACCAUGCUACGUUAGAUCGUCUGUUGGCCAUUCGACACUAUCAUCAUCGCACCCCCGAGUACAUACAAAGAGAUGUGAAGAACCUUGAAAGAAUCCCAGAACAUUUGAGCGUGAUCCUCAAGUUCAAGUCAGAGGAGGAUGGUGGACUAGAAGCACUGACGGAUGAAGUGGCCGAGCUUUGUGCUUGGUCCGCAGCCGCGGGUAUCCCUCUGUUAAGUGUCUAUGAAAAGUCAGGAAUCUUGAAAACAUACAUGGCAUCUUUGCAGGAGUUGGUAAAUCAGAAGCUUGCAUCCUACUUUGGUCCCGCUCCUGCCGCACCAAGUCUGAGAAUAUUUGCUCCCAAUCACCCUUCGAUGAGUUCUUCACCAUCUCCGUCACCCCAAAUCUCGGCCCAGACGGCAAAUGGAUCGAAUGGCUCGACCGCGGCCACGAAGCGACAGCACUUGGACCUCCUCCUUCUCUCAGCGACAGACGGUCGAGAUACCCUGGUCGACCUAACGAGGACGCUAGCGGAGAUGUCGCAAGCACAAAAAAUCAGGCCAAAGGACAUAACAUCCAACCUCAUAAACGCCGAGAUCAGCGCAACCACUGCAAUCACAGACUCACGGCAGACCAAUGGCCACGGCAUAAGAUCACCGGCCAAGGAAGUCGAUGUCGGGGAGCCCGAUUUGGUUAUCGUCUUUGGCCCCUACGUGAAGCUCGACGGCUAUCCACCUUGGCAAAUCCGAUUGAGCGAGAUCUUCUGCGUCGGUGAUUCAGGGGGGGAUGUCUCUGGGAGCGGGAAUACCGGGGUGGAGUAUCAGGGUUUUCUACGGGGCUUGUGGAAAUACGCUGGUGCAGAGAUGAGGUUUGGACGAUGA